AAACACCUCAUACGUCAUCUGCGCGCGAAAGAUUUGUGUGGGUUGUAUGAUUGUGCUCUGUAACUACUUUGUAAGAUGCGUUCAACUUCAUAUAUACAUUAAUUUAUAUUUCUGAGCUUUUAAGUGAGACGGAGACGGAAUACUGUUGCUUAUUAAUUUGUUUAAUAAGGAGAUUUGAUACGGUUGUAGAAAUUAUCGGCUGACCUCGUAUCAGACCUGCACAAUGAGCCGCUAUAUCACAAGACUGAGAAUGAGAAGAACCUACAAAUGGAAUGGGAGACCAAUUAGUGAAGACAGGAAGCUGAAAAGGCAAUACUUUGAAUCCAUGUCCAUUUCUGUGGAGGGAAAGACAGAAGAUGCAACUGUGUCUUUAGGCCAGUACAUUUUGAUUGAGGGCGAUGACGAUGACAAUCCCUUUGUGGCACAACUUUGCAAACUAUAUACUGAUGAUUCAGGAAAGAAGAAGACUGCAGUAGUGCAGUGGUUUGUGCGGAUGUGUGAAGUACCUCAGAAUAAACGCAAACUCUUAGGCAGAGAUCCCCAUCCACAAGAGAUAUUUUUCUACCAGGACCACUCUUGUGAUAAUGAGGUGGAUGGAGAGACCAUUCUUGGAGCAGUACAGAUUGAGUAUGUCCCAGCUGAGGAUUCUUUCCCAGAGGUCAAGAGCAAAGACGUACUAUUUGUCAAACUCUUGUGGGAUACCAAAUCCUUCAGAGCGUUGGAGCCUGAGCUGGUGCAGCCUCCUCAGAAGAGCCCUAAAUCUCCCGCACCAUCUUCACGGGGCCCUCAGACUCGUGCUCUUCCAACCCCAGACCCCUUGGUAAUGAAACGGGCCAUGUCAUGCACUCUCACCCGUGGCAGCAUGAGCACCGGCAAAAUGAACUCCAGUGAAGCGGAGUCUCUUCACUCUGCCUCCAAACUCUCUGCAGCUAAAGCUCUUAGUGCAAAGAGGAGAAGCCGAGCUUCCUCUGGGCCACAUGUUCGCAAGAAGCUGGACUUGUGCAGUCCAACUAAAAACAUGUCCCGAGAUGAUGUUCUGGGGGAGAUUCUUGAUGAGCACACAGAGAGAACGCUGACGUCUAAGUUGAACACAUCUCCAACGGGUCGCAUCUCCAUUUCUAUUAGACUAACUCCACUAAAUCUUAAUGAGGAGGAGCGUGUCUCUCCUCUGUCCUCACACAGCCCAGAUAAGCCCAAACUGACUGCACAUCACAAAGACGAUGCAACCAGUGUCUUUCUUGGGGUGCAGCCAGUUGGGGAUGAUGAUCCAGAGCCACUAAUUAGCACAAGCAGAACUCCCCGGAAGAGAGAGUCAACCCCUAGGAGAGCAGGUCUAAGAGGCCUGAAGGCAAGAACUCCAUCCAAGAAAGAUUCAGCUGCACUCAGAGAACCAGCACUGGCUGCUUUAGCUGAAGAGGAGCAUGAAGAUUCACCCAUCCAGACUGCUGCCACUCCUCGCUCUAAAAGGAAAUCUGCCCAACUUGUGUCCUCACGCAUCAGAAAGCAGCUAAAUUUAUUAGGCAGCAAGGUUGACCUGCUGUCAGAUGGUGAGGAUGGUGAUGAUGAUGACUCCUUCAUACCUACUAAAACUGAUCUGCAGAGUAGCAGCGAUGAGGAAGAGGAGGCAAAGAUUGACAGCGAAGAUGAGCUUAUAGUAAAGAAGCAUAGAGGAUCCCGAACACCCCGGUCUACAGAGAAAACCCGUGCCUCUUCUAGAACCCCACGGAAAACGCCCAGCAAGAAGACUGCUCCAGCCACCCCACGUACACCACGUCAUGCCACUCCCAGCAUACCCAGCAGGAGUGCACCGGCCAGGAAGCCAGGGAAUGUUCUGGAAGAAGCACGGGCACGGUUACAUGUGUCCUCUGUUCCUGAGUCUUUGCCAUGUCGAGAACAAGAGUUCCAGGACAUCUACAACUUUGUGGAGAGUAAAGUCAUUGAUGGCACUGGAGGGUGUAUGUAUAUCUCAGGUGUUCCUGGUACUGGUAAAACUGCAACAGUACAUGAGGUGAUCCGGUCCCUUCAGCAGUCUGCUGAACAAGAUGAGAUCCCUCACUUCCACUUCAUCGAGAUCAAUGGCAUGAAAAUGACAGACCCACACCAGGCUUAUGUACAAAUACUGCAGAAACUGACUGAUCAAAAAGCAACACCUGAUCAUGCAGCUGCACUACUGGAGAAACGCUUCAGCGCUCCUGCGCCCAAAAAAGAGACAACUGUGCUUCUAGUAGAUGAGCUUGACCUCUUGUGGACCCGUAAACAAAAUGUGAUGUAUAACUUGUUUGAUUGGCCAACAAGGCGCAAUGCUCGUCUGGUGGUUCUUACCAUUGCAAACACUAUGGAUUUGCCUGAGAGGAUCAUGAUUAACCGUGUUGCCAGUCGACUGGGACUAACAAGAAUGUCAUUCCAGCCAUAUACCUUUAAACAGCUACAACAGAUCAUCACAUCGAGACUGAACAGAGUGAAGGCUUUUGAGGAAGAUGCUCUUCAGCUAGUCUCAAGAAAGGUGGCAGCGCUUUCAGGUGAUGCACGACGUUGCCUUGAUAUCUGCAGACGGGCCACAGAGAUUUGUGAGCACUCUGGAAGUCAGAAGAAUGGCAGUGGAUUGGUGGGGAUGAGUCAUGUGAUGGAAGCUUUGGAUGAGAUGUUCUCCUCUUCCUACAUUGCAGCUAUCAGGUGUGCUUCUGUUCAGGAGCAGCUUUUCCUGAGGGCUGUUAUUGCAGAGUUUCGUCGACUGGGUCUAGAAGAGGCCACUUUCCAACAAGUGUUUGUUCAGCACCAGGCUCUGUGUCGUGUUGAGGGUUUGCAGCCGGUGAGUGUGUCUGAAGGACUGGCCGUCUGUCAGAGACUGGGUUCCUGUCGCCUGCUUCUCCUUGAGGGAAGCCGCCUGGACUUGUUUCUCCGUAUCCGACUCAAUGUUAGUCAGGACGAUGUGCUUUAUGCAUUGAAGGCUGACUAA
Messenger RNA from Onychostoma macrolepis, 2956 nucleotides. RefSeq names its product origin recognition complex, subunit 1 (gene orc1). Gene Ontology annotation, cellular component: nuclear origin of replication recognition complex. Lineage: Eukaryota; Metazoa; Chordata; Actinopteri; Cypriniformes; Cyprinidae. Gene Ontology annotation, molecular function: DNA replication origin binding; chromatin binding; ATP binding. Gene Ontology annotation, biological process: DNA replication initiation; mitotic DNA replication checkpoint signaling. The record is from RefSeq and is a predicted model, not a curated record.